Exophiala bonariae is the source of this 1797-nucleotide messenger RNA. RefSeq lists its product as uncharacterized. The record is from RefSeq and is a predicted model, not a curated record. Bases 1 to 1797 code for a protein of 598 amino acids. The transcript has 8 exons. Gene Ontology annotation, molecular function: NADP binding; N,N-dimethylaniline monooxygenase activity; flavin adenine dinucleotide binding. Lineage: Eukaryota; Fungi; Ascomycota; Eurotiomycetes; Chaetothyriales; Herpotrichiellaceae.
AUGGGAUCUCUGUCCCCAGAACUACUCGAGGAGCAGCAUCGCGUGGCUUCAGAUAGCGCAAAUACGACAAAAACAGCAGAGCUAUGGCCCGAAAAGAAUGCGAGAGGAUACAAGCUAUUAGAGCAGCCGUAUGGGACAAUGAGACCCAUGCGUGUCAUAUUCAUCGGCGCUGGUGCAUCAGGAAUCUGCUUUUCCAAAUUUGCGGAGGACUCGCUAACCAACACAACUGUUCAAAUCUACGAGAAGAAUGCCGAUAUUGGUGGCACAUGGUUAGAGAACCGUUACCCUGGCUGUGCUUGCGACAUCCCAUCCAUGAGCUAUCAAUUCACCUGGGCCCGCAACCCCACGUGGUCGAAAUACUAUUCCAGUUCAACCGAGAUCUGGCAGUACCUGAACGACAUUGUGGAUAAAUACGGGUUAAGGUCGUAUAUGAAGUUUAACCAUACCGUGGUCAGCGCCACCUGGAAUAACGACGAUGCUCUGUGGUACAUUCGCAUCCAAGACUCAGAAGGCGUUGAAACUCUAGACACGUGCGACGUGCUUAUCAACGGGAGUGGCCACCUAAAUAACUGGCAGUGGCCGGAUAUCAAGGGGCUUCAUUCUUUCAAAGGAAGACUGCAGCACAGUGCUCAUUAUGACGAAAGCCUUGAUUUAACUGACAAACGUGUUGCUGUUAUUGGGAUGGGAAGUAGCGGAAUACAAAUCACUUCAGACCUUGGGCCAAAAGUCAAGAAACUCUACACCUGGAUACGCUCACCCACAUGGGUGACUGCUGGGUUCGCCCAAAAGUAUGCCGGACCUACCGGAGGAAAUUUCGAAUAUUCGCCGAAACAGAAGAAAAUGCUCGAAGAAAAUCCCGAGUUAAGUCUCAAAUACUCCAAGAUGGUAGAGGCAGAACUCAACAAGAGAUUCCAUUUCAUGAUCAAAGGCACGCCAGAAGCUGCCCAAGUCAGGCAGUACGCGGUCGAAGAAAUGACACGGCGGCUAUCUGGAAGAGAAGACUUGAUUGAGGCUAUGAUUCCGAAGACUUUUGGGGUGGGUUGUCGGCGACCCACGCCUGGGGAGGGGUUUCUUGAAGCGUUGACAAAGGAGCACGUUACCGUCUUCACACAGCAGUCAUUAGAGGUUGACGAGACCGGAUUUGUGGACAGCCAUGGAGUGCAUCACGAUGUCGAUGCAAUCAUCUGUGCUACCGGUUUCAACACAACGUGGAUCCCUAGAUUUCCCAUCGUGGCCAAUGGCCACAACGUUCAGGAUUUGUGGGCCCAAAAGAUCACAUCCUACCUUUCCAUCGGUGUUCCGCAUAUGCCUAAUUACUUCACCAUUAGCGGGCCAUACGGGCCUCAUGGCCUCGGCUCGUUCCUUUCUGUACUGGAAGUCAUCGUCGAGAAUUUUAUCAAGGUCAUCAAGAAAAUGCAACGAGAGAACAUUAAGUCGUUGACGCCGAAGUCACACCUCGCGGAAGCACUAACAGAGCACGCUGAACUGUUUCUGGCCAGGACCGCAUGGUCCAGCGGCUGUACGAGUUGGUUUAAACAGGGCCGGGCCGACGGACAGCUUUGCAUGUUUCCGGCAUCACGUCUUAUUUUCAUGGAGAUCAUGAAGGAGCCACGGUUUGAAGACUACGAUAUUGAGUAUAGGAGUAUGAAUCCAUGGGCCUUCUUUGGAAACGGCUUUAGCACUCGCCAAUUUGAUGGACGCGAUCUGUCCUAUUACCUCGGCAUGCUGCAGGAGGGAGAUGUGGAGCGGAACUUGGAGGGCGAUCUACAAGAAUUUAUCGCCGCGGCGGAUGCUUAG